Symbiodinium pilosum is the source of this 282-nucleotide messenger RNA. The record is from the annotation of a GenBank genome assembly. NCBI's taxonomy places the organism in Eukaryota, Dinophyceae, Suessiales, Symbiodiniaceae.
GCGGCCUUGGAGAAGAAGAAUGCCCGCCUGGAGCAGGAAGCCCUAAAGCGGCAGGCUGAAGAAGAGGUCUACGCUCUCCAGCUCCAGAAGGAGCGCUGUUUCAAAGCCAGAGGGGACUUGAUGAAGGAAAUAGAUUUGGCUCACGAGCAAGAGGCCCUAGUCUACUUGCAGGAGAUACGAGCAGAUCCAGACAUGCUGGUCUUUCGCGACCGCUACGGCUCCACCCUGCUACAUGAGGCCUGCUCGCGGGGCAUGAAGCAGCUGGCGCUUGCCGUGCUCCAU